This is a messenger RNA of Ostrea edulis (European flat oyster), 6809 nucleotides long. RefSeq lists its product as uncharacterized. The record is from RefSeq and is a predicted model, not a curated record. Lineage: Eukaryota; Metazoa; Mollusca; Bivalvia; Ostreida; Ostreidae. The coding region runs from base 5035 to 6231 and encodes 398 amino acids. The transcript is spliced from 2 exons.
AUCAAAUUCCAUAAAGCCUGAAGGGCUUUAUGGAAAAUUUGAUCAUGUACCAACCCGUAUUUAUAUCCCGAUAAAUAUUUUAAAAUGAUACCUUAUUACUUAUAUUUACAUUUUUGGUCGGUAACAUUACUGAAUUGUGUUAACAACACGUUUCCAUACAUUUCAAAUUGUUGACGUCCACAACGAAGCGUCAUAGAUGUUCAAAAUGACGACAACACAAAACAAAGUUCUAUAAAAUGAAGAACUGUUUUAAUUAUUAAGACGCUAGAAAGCAAGUAUAUCAACAUAUACUUAUACAUUAACUCGGGAGUAUAUAAUGGAAAACUCUUCCAUAUGUCUAAUUUUAGGGGGUGGGGGAAUUAUGAUUUAAACGGGGAUGCGCAGUGUUACACUAGAGUUGUGAUGCGCUUUGACUUUUGAAAAGUGAAGACGUUGAAGACCGACUUUGAAAGAUAUUCUGUGGAUAUUACGGAGUUAACAGAAGACUGAGAUGGAGGAACAUGAAGAACAGGGCGGCAGUCGUCAGGUGUAGGCAAAUCAUUUAUAGACAGGACAGAGGACGCAGCUCAGAUGAAUCUCCGGAAAGAACUGACCAUCGCAGAGAAUGUGGAACUGCACGAAGGUUUUGAACGACGCCUCGCUUCGAUGUCCCGACAUAAACUUGGAAACCGACGAAAUCAAGCACCUAUGGCUGCUGUGGCACGGAAACAGUGUGGUGUGUAGGUCUUAAACUCUUAAUGAACUUUGACGACUUAUCGGCCAUACAUCCUGUGAAUGACCUUUUUGCUAAAGCCUAAUGUCAUCGUCUAGCAGUAGGUACAAUUCCGCAUCACCGAUGACCAGGGUGAAGUUGUAGCAGACGAAAGGCCUAGUAGGAUAGUAACUAAAGACAUUGUUUACAGAAAUGCUUUUAUCAAUUAUUGAUGAAAGUCCACUGCUUGGAAUACAAAUAAAACCGUAAAUACAUUUUGUGAUGUUGAUUUCAUCUAUUGAAAGAUUUCUGUACCAGUAAGUGAGAGCGAUUGCUAGAUGUGUAUUGCCUUAGUAAAAGUAGUACCUGUUACCUACUUUUAACAAAUGUUCAUACGCACAGCCGUGACCUCUGUUGACCCCGUAGUAGAUUUAUCCAGAAAUAAAUACGUAUUGCUCGUAAUAGUGUUAUGUAGGAGAAAACAGUUGCAAAUGUAAAUAUUUGCAUCUAAAUAGAAAUUAUCUAUAAUUUUAUUCGCUUUUCUUAGGACAUUAUUUUGCAUGGAAAGACAGUGUUUCAGUGUCAUUCGAAGGUUUUCCUCAGACAUAAUAACAUUGUUAAAUUUACAUUUCAUUUUGUAUUUAUAGAUUGUGAAAGAAAUAAAGGAAAUCAUGUUAUUCAAUCUAAUUGUUUUAUUAUUUACUUCAUAGUAAAAUCCCAAUACAAUGUUUUUCCAACUUAUAUGGAAUUUCAAAAAAGUGCUAAUUUUCUCCCAUGCAUUUCUUGUAAAUUUACAUGUGAAUAGAAGGUGUUCAGUGUCUUCUACAGUUUAACAAAAUUCACAUAAAGAAGAAACAUCUUUGUUUCCAUUUUGUUGCUACGACCAUGUUGGUCCACAUCAUAUAAAAUUGAUGUUUUGUUUUGAAUUAUCCAUCAAUUAAUAUUAAAUGCGAUUUACUAAAUUAAAUUAUAAGAAAUGAAUGUAAUUUUCAUUUGUUUUAUAAGAUAUACAUGUAAAGUAAGUUUGGACAGUUUACGCAAUUUUAUAAAUCGCUUCACGUCGGUUUAUAACACGUAAACUACCCCAACUUACAUUCCUUAAAUAAAACCCAUUCCUUGUAUUUACCAAAAAUAUAUAGCAAGAUGGCAAUUUUCAUCUCGUUGUUUAGCAAUAGAAGUCAGAAGAUUUACUAAUAUUCAGAAUCUGAUAGAAUAUGUUUACUUUAUAAGAAUUUAAUAUAAGAUGAAUUCCAUAUCAUUUUACAGUGUCCUUUGUUCUCAAGUUUAAGGAAAAGAUAUAUUAAGCCAUAUACUAUUGGAAAAAAACUUCAGUCUGCAUGUUUUUAAAUUAGUUCAGUUAUUUACUGUUAAUAACUUGAAAGGCAUGUAUUAGUACGUUGGGGAAUAUACACCUAGCAUUCAAAGUCCGAGAAAAUAAUGUGUACUGGUAUUCUCCGUCAUAUGUAUACUGUAUUUUCUGAUAUCUACGGUGUCACUAAUGAUUUAUGCUAAGUGAUGAGCUGUAAACAUGUAGCUUAAAGUGGAUAAAGAAUUGAUAUUGAGUGGUGAGUGCUAAUUAAACUCCCACCUUCUUCCAGGUGUCCAAGUGGUGGUAAUGGGAUGAAUUGAUAAACACAGGUGGUAUUAAGAAUAGUGUUUUUCAUGAUAGGGUGUGUUCCCUGAACUCAUACUUCCCCCAAAACAACAUCCAUUUAUGUAAGGGGAUUAUGGGGCUAUCUAAGGGGAAUACAGGUAGAGUUUACCUUUACUUUACCUGGAUAAUGAAGAAUUAAUCAAGUAGCAAAAGAUAAUAAAAUUUCUGAGAUCAAAUUUUGAAGCGAUUUUUAAUCAUUUAAAUGUAUUAGAUGGUGAAGAAUUGAAUUACAUCAGUAUACAUGUAACACAGAAAAAUGUAUGUACAAUGAUAAUGUUAAAGGUCUUUCUAAAUUAUGUAAGAAAUUAGAAAAUGACUUGUUUAAAUGUUUAUUUCAGAUUAAUUGUUCUAAUGUAUGCAGAUGAUACAAGAGUAUUCUCACAAACACCAACAUAACUUCAGUAUCAUGUAGAUGAGUUUCAUAAAUAUUGUAAAACAUGGCACUUCAAGACCAUCAGUAACAAGUCCAAAAUUGUAAUGUUUGGUAAACGUACUUCCACAACCUGUGUUUAAAUAUAACAAUGGCAUUCUUGAAAUAGUUGAUAGAGUUACACUCUUCAAAACUUUAUUUUAUUCUGAAAAAAUACAAUAGUCAUUGGUUUAAUUACAUAAAAUAGAAUUUAAAUGAUUGUGAAUUUACAUAUGGCAGAAUGAACAGCCACUUAAUGGCUUAGAAAUGCAGUUUUUCACAUUUUGUAUGAUCAAUUCAAACAAAGUUGGACUAGUGAUAUGUAUUAAUAAUUCAGGAAGUACUUCUAUUACAGUUUACUGUAUUUGAAACAUAGUCCCUAUUGAAAAGUUAACUUAGAUUACCUGAAAAACAUUUGAAAUAUUUUAGUAAAUUUAGGAGAUAACCUAUAGAAACAGAAGGAUGGAGAGACAUAUACCUAGAGUAUGUAGAAUUUGUCAGCUAUGUAACAGAAAGGAGAUAAGGGUUGAAUGCCAUUAAUAUAUGUUUAACAAGCUAGGCAAUCCAAUGUUUCAAAGUAUUACAAAUCCUAACAUUUAUAAAUUAAUAAGGGGCGGGAUCAAUAUCUGACAAAAAACUAAAUUUACAUAGUUUUAACCAAGACCCCCUCCCCCUUUGAAACUAAAUAUGAUGAAUGUUGUAACUAAUCGAUUAACAAGUAAAAACAUGAUUAUAAAUACAUGUAACAUUCUGUAUACAUUUUCUAUUGUUUAUUCACAAAUGAAGGUGUACAUUAAAACUAUUAAAUGUUCAUUAAAAUGUAAUAUUAUUAUGUGGUUUUUAACAGUCGCUUGUCUUUUAUUCUUUUUCCACUAAAGUGUAAUCCAUGUCGGAUGACAGAAACUUGCGGAAGAUUUUAUCCCACCCUCCCCCUAACUUUGAAUUUAGAUAAUUUGAUAUCCGACAUCGAUCUUUUGAUUUAGCCCCUAAAUUAACUAUUCCCUGUAAUUAACAGAAACACUCUACAUAAUGUAAUCAGAUCAUAUUAGAUUUAUAAGAAUUAUCAUGGACAGAGAUAGUUCUAAAGGUUAAACAUUCGUUUUUCCGUUUAGUAUGCUUGCUUUUGUUUUGAAAUAUCUGUACUAAUAUUCUUUUCAAUGCAAUUACUUCAUUGUAUUGCAAGAAAAUAAAACAUUGAUCGAUUUCAUGAUUAUAAAUGAUGAUUUUGUUAAAUACAGUGUAGAUUAUAACAAAUUUUGUAAUGAAUAAUUAAUCAAAUACAUGCAACAAAAAAUUAUAAAGUUUCCGUUUUUAAUUUACCUGAUGACCUAUUCAGAUUCAGCAUCCAAACUUCUACACCUUGGGCAGUGAUGUUACAUUGUAUAAGGGAAUUAAACUAUGAAAACAGUCACAAUAAAUACAAAUUGCUAUUUAGUGGUACUUGUAGGUAUGGCAUUUGUUUUGUGACUGCAAAUUGUUAAUGACAGUGUUGGAUUGUGAACAAGUGCUAAAAAAAAUUAAACAAUGCUUUAAAUGAAAGUCAAUUGUGAAAGUUUCAUAUUUAAACAGUAUCCUAUAUGCUGAAAUGACUUGUAAAAUGCAGGGAUAUGCAUUGGAUUAUCAGUGCGUUUUAAAAUAUAUUAUGCAUGCAUGAAAAUUAUCAGUGCUUCGUGUGUACAUAGAGUACUAUGAGGAAUUAUUUUUCUACUUUAUUUAUACAUAGAUUAUCUAGAUUAACCCUACCUGUGUUCCCUUUAGAGGACCCUUUAAUGUUGUUAUUGGUGAGUAAAUGUUCAGGGAAUAAACCAAUGAUAAACCCUAUACUAUUAUCAAGUUUUAAAGGUAUUCAUUUUGUAAUAUACAAGUACACUUGGUCAUCAACACGGAAAAUAGAUGAAACACGAUUUUCAAAGUGAACUGAUAUUGAACAAUUGAAACUUCUUACAAUAGCAACACAGUUUCAAGUCAUUGCCGAUGUAUAUUCCAACUUAUUUCAAGUUCAAGUCUACACCCUGUAUAUCCUACAGCUAUACCUCUACUAUUGCAUCCAAACUUUUUAAUUAUAAACAAACUUUGCAGUGCUUAGAAAUAGACCAUCUUACACGUAAUCCACCAAUAUGUUCUUGUUCUUCAUCUUCUUUCAACUACAGUCCAGCUGGACAUGUCAUUACUGGUGAUGUUGAUAUAGUUGAAAAUGAGGACCUCAAAUCACUUAUUCUUAAAGGUCCUAAAUACAGAUAACCUCGGUCUUUUAAUUGGUGACAGAACUUCAUCUCUAUUAUGAGUUCUGUCGAAGAUUAUGCCAGACGAUGGGCUAAAUAUGAAAAAGAAGAACUUGAUACAUUGUCAGAAUGGGUUAAAAGCAUAAGAGGGAUAUUAAAAUUCCUCAUUAGACACAUGAAAACAAAAGUACGUACCAUCUAUCCUUCUGUGUUUAGUAAACCAGAAGUGAUAAAAGAAUUAGAUAGGUUACAUGAGGAAUAUGUUUUGGUUCCAGCUGACAAAGCUAUUAACAACAUUGUCUUUGUUUGUAAGGCUCAUUAUUACAACUGUAUUUUAAACGAACUUGGCAUUAAUUCCACUUUUGGUAAUCAUACUUAUACUCCAACUGUCCUUUCAAAAGACGAAAUUCUUCAAAACCAUGCUUCAGUUUUAGACACAUUUAAUAUUCCAGUCAAUGGGUCGAAUGAAUAUGAGUUACCGUACCUAUACUGGAUUCCUAAACUACAUAAAAACCCUUACAAACAAAGAUACCUUGCUGGAUCCAGUAAGUGCUCUACCAAGCCCCUAUCUUUGCUCCUCACGAAAAUGUUAACAGCUGUGAAGGAGAAACUUCAAACUUACUGUGCGACUACAUAUGCCAGAAGUGGUGUUAAUCAAAUGUGGAUUCUAAAAAAUUCUAAAGAACUUUUAGUAAACUUGAAAUCACAGAAUUUUUCCCAAAUCAAUAGCAUUAAAACCUAUGACUUUUCAACACUAUACACGACCAUUCCUUACGAUAAAUUAAAGACUACACUUUUUGACAUCAUAGACAGUUGCUUCUUCAACAAAAACGGAAAACGGAAAUACUCAUAUCUAGUGAUCAGUCAUUCAAAAACUUACUUUGUUAAACACCACUCUGAUUCCACGCACAAGUACUCUAAAGUUGAAAUAAAAAAUAUGCUAGAGUUCCUCAUUGACAAUAUCUUCGUGGUCUUUGGUGAUCAGGUCUUCCAACAGUCUGUUGGAAUUCCCAUGGGCACGAAUUGUGCUCCUUUGUUAGCUGACCUGUUUUUAUAUUCAUAUGAAGCAGAAUUUAUUCAAAAACUUCUACGUGAGAAGAAAAAAUCUCUCGCUAUGACCUUCAAUUCGACUUUUAGAUAUAUCGAUGACGUUUUGUCUAUUAACAAUGAUAGCUUUCAUUUAUAUGUCGAUUUGAUAUAUCCCUGUGAGCUCGAAAUAAAGGACACCACAGAGUCGUCCACUUCUGCUUCAUAGUUAGAUAUUUUAUUGAAAGUAGACAUUAACGGCAAACUGACAACUCAACUGUAUGACAAACGGGAUGAUUUCAGCUUCUCCAUCGUCAACUUCCCACAUUUAUGUAGCAAUAUUCCAUUAUCACCUGCAUAUGGUGUUUAUAUAUUUCAACUAAUUCGAUAUGCAAGAGCUUGUUCUGGGUAUAGUCAGUUUUUAAAUCGAGGUAAGCUAGUGACAAACAAGUUGAUGGUACAGGGAUUUCAACAGUCUCGAUUGAAGUCAGCAUUUCGCAAAUUCUAUUGUCGUUAUAACGAUCUAGUUCGUCAAUACGACCUCGCAUUGGGUCAAAUGCUGUCUGACGUGUUUCAUACCGAUUGUUAAGCCGUUCUUGGCACACUGAUUUUGACUGCGGAUAACUCCGUUUACCUGACAAGGAUAUGGGGCUCACGGCGGGUGUGACCGGUCAACAGGGGAUGCUUACUCCUCCUAGGCACCUGAUCCCACCUCUGGUGUGUCCAGGGGUCCGUGUUUGCCCAACUAUCUAUUUUGCAUUGCUUGUAGGAGUUAUGAGAUUGAUCACUCUUCGUUAUCUUCACCUU